Messenger RNA from Hymenoscyphus albidus, 334 nucleotides. Lineage: Eukaryota; Fungi; Ascomycota; Leotiomycetes; Helotiales; Helotiaceae. The record is from the annotation of a GenBank genome assembly.
AUGAGAUUACGACUAGUUCCCGAAGACACAUCAAGGGAGAGGACGGGAGUUCUAACUCUCCAUAGGCUGAAAGUUUUCCGAAGUUCUCCGACGAAGGGAACAGUGAGGCUAGCCAGGAGUUCGGGUAUGGUUUUAACGGUAAUUUAUUUACCCAGUCCCUCGGAGUCUACCCAGAACGAACCCAGGGCAUAUUCGGCCAGGGCAAAUCGCAUGUAAGUCAGUAGGUAAACAAUAUUCACAGGAUGCGAAACAGACAUCUCACCAGGAAGAGCAGUUCUUGGAGCUUGAUCAUCGCAAUGCAACUGCACGAGACCAAAGCGCAGAAGAAAAAUAA